Molecule: messenger RNA, 1426 nt
Organism: Nicotiana tabacum (common tobacco)
Lineage: Eukaryota; Viridiplantae; Streptophyta; Magnoliopsida; Solanales; Solanaceae
Product: protein TORNADO 2-like
Biological process (GO): auxin-activated signaling pathway
Cellular component (GO): membrane
Source: RefSeq, a predicted model, not a curated record
UCCCUCACUUUUGUUUUCUUUACAACCUGUUCCCCUUUUGAAAAAGUAGCACUAAAGUGAUUUAGACAUUUGGACCCAAAAGAUCAAAUUACCCCUUCUUUUUUAUAAAAAACAUUAUUUUCCUUUACUAAUUUCAUGGAUACAAGGUAAGGAACAAAAAGUAACUUACCCUAGAUAUCAAGUUCUCUUGUCUUCUCCAGUAUCCAUCUCUCCCAAUCUUUCAAAUUCCUUUUUGAAAAUCUUUAGAGAACAAAAAAACAAGCAAGAAAGAAAAUGGCACUAAGUAAUAAUGUCAUAGGGUGCAUCAACUUUGUAGCCAUGCUAUUGUCAAUUCCAGUGAUUGGUGCUGGAAUUUGGCUAGCAAUGGAAACUGACAACUCUUGUGUCAAGAUUCUACAAUGGCCAGUUAUUAUCUUAGGAGUUCUCAUUUUAGUUGUCGCUCUUGCUGGUUUUAUUGGAGGGUUUUGGAGGAUUCCAACACUGCUCAUUUUCUACCUCAUUGCUAUGCUCAUUCUCAUAGUUUUGCUUGCAUGUUUGGUAGUUUUUAUUUACAUGGUCACUAUUAGAGGUUCAGGCCAUAUGGAACCAAGUAGGGCUUAUUUGGAAUACCAUCUUGAUGACUAUUCUGGCUGGCUUAGAAGGAGAGUUCAAAGUUCUUACAAAUGGGAUAGAAUAAGAAGUUGCCUUAGCUCCACAACUAUGUGCGCUCAGUUGAAUCAAAGUUAUCGCAUGGCUCAAGAUUUCUUUAAUGCUCCUAUUAGCCCUUUGCAGUCAGGGUGCUGUAAGCCACCAACACAAUGUGGGUACACAUUUGUGAACCCAACAUAUUGGAUUAGCCCUAUAAACAAUGUUGCAGAUAUGGAUUGCUUGCAAUGGAACAAUGAUCAAACACAACUUUGCUACUCUUGUGAUUCUUGCAAAGCUGGAUUGUUGGCUAAUUUGAAGAAAGAAUGGAGGAGGGCAGAUAUAGUUCUGCUGAUAACUCUUGUUGGAUUGAUUUGGGUUUAUUUGAUUGGGUGCUGUGCUUUUAGAAAUGCCAAAACUGAAGAAAUAUUCCGCAAGUACAAGCAAGGUUAUGCCGAUACUUAGGCUGAAUUAAUGAGAAGAGAUCGUGGAUUGAUUUGGGUUUAUUUGAUUGGGUGCUGUGCUUUUAGAAAUGCCAAAACUGAAGAAAUAUUCCGCAAGUACAAGCAAGGUUAUGCCGAUACUUAGGCUGAAUUAAUGAGAAGAGAUCGAUUUAGGAUUUAGAGUCAGUGAAUUCAUAAUUAGCCCGAUCAUAUUAAAUGUAUACUAUUAAAGGAUUUUUUGUUAUUUAAGUUUGAUGUAUUAGAAGAAUAGCUAGUGAAAUAUGUAAAACUUCUGCGGGGUGAUUUUAGUUCACCUAAAGGCAUUGGGAUUGAUGUCUUGACUAUUUGGUCUGUGAAAA